AUGGAAAUCGCGGUUAUUUGGCUUCUAUCUGUGCUGAAAAUCCAAUUGGUAGUCUACCAAAACGAGCCCAUCUCUUACGACACACAGUCCUACACGAAAACACAUAAAUGGGCUGACACACCUACAUCGUCCUAUUGGGAACCACGAAUCGUUCAAGUACUGCAGGAACUGUGCCAUGCCUCCACAGGGUACCAGCGAGUCGCCGCGAUACGCCGUCUUUCUUUCAAUGAAGCGCAUAACAGACCCCAAGUAGGGGAUCCCGGUCGAAUGAUCGCCUUUGAAGUGUUGCUAUUCUCCACAGGACACGGGCAGAGUCUGGCAGAUCUUGAAGAACUCAUCAAGCACCGCCUUGACGAGGCCUAUCUCGCUGGAGUGGGACCUUUGGAACCAAAUGCUAGCUAUAUUCAACUAAUCGCAGAGAGAAUGGAGGAUUCUACGCAUCAAUUGGAUCCACCUCAACAGGACUAUCCUGGAAGCAAUAGCAAACGACCAAUCUCCGUUAGGCAAACUGCUCAUGACCUUGCAGUGCAGAACAGCUGGCGACACCGAGAAGUUCUCAACCAACCUGGUGUUAUUGCAGGCAAGCUUGAAACAUGAAUCGUCGGUAGUACAGUAGCUGCUCUACUGUUGCUUAUUCUUCUGAUACUCUUUUGUAUUUACCGUCUACGAAAGAAGGACGAGGGCUCCUAUUCUCUUGAGGAGCCCAAAAAAAGUCCAGCAGCCUCAAAUUCAUACAUGCACGCGCCGUGUCGCGAAUUUUACGCGUAA
Messenger RNA from Mesocestoides corti, 768 nucleotides. The record is from the annotation of a GenBank genome assembly. NCBI's taxonomy places the organism in Eukaryota, Metazoa, Platyhelminthes, Cestoda, Cyclophyllidea, Mesocestoididae.